Mytilus trossulus (common blue mussel) is the source of this 3837-nucleotide messenger RNA. RefSeq lists its product as uncharacterized. Bases 98 to 3367 code for a protein of 1089 amino acids. Gene Ontology annotation, cellular component: ribonucleoprotein complex; cytoplasm; nucleus. Gene Ontology annotation, molecular function: mRNA binding. The transcript is spliced from 24 exons. NCBI's taxonomy places the organism in Eukaryota, Metazoa, Mollusca, Bivalvia, Mytilida, Mytilidae. The record is from RefSeq and is a predicted model, not a curated record.
GUGAAACAUAACUUUAAUGGAGAACACGCAUGCAGAUUUGGAAUCAACAGAGUUUCUCCUUAAUAUCUAUUUUUUGUAGCGAAUAUAAAUAUACACUAUGGGUACAGUUCCAGAAAACAUCAAGAGAAAUGUCAGAGCUGUUCUUCUGUCAAAAGUAGGAGGAAUUCUAGUCAGUGAUUUUUCCAAAGACUACAAGAGCUUGCUUAAAGAACAACUUAAUUGGAGACAGAUUGGAUUUGAUAACAUGAAUGAUCUGAUUAAAGCCAUGCCAGAAGUUGUCAGGUUAGAAUUCAGUGAUAAAGAUAUGGCCUACAAGAUGUUUGGAAAAGUAGAUCCAAAUUCUUCAUACACACCACUUGCUGCAAAGUUAGCUGCUGAAAGUUCUACUGAAGGAAAGGCAGAUCGGAGAAGAAAUAAUUUUGGUAAUACAAAUAAAAACAGCAGUUUUGGCAACAUGAACAACAGCAAUGCUAAUGGUGAUGAUAAAUAUGGACACUUUCAACCUAAUAUGAGAGGACAUUACACACUGUGCUAUCCAAAGUUUAAAGAAAAUGAUGAUGUCUCCAAAGAGAUAUUAGAAGAAAAGUAUGGUGAAUUUCCAGGAUUGUUUGAAGUGCAUAUGAUUCCCAGAAUGAUUUUUCUUCGAUAUACUAUAAAAGAAAGUGCCAUUAAAUGCCUUGAAAAGUACGAGAGUGAAAAAACUUUAAGAAUUGCAGAAGAGAAAUGUGCAAAAGGUCCUACAAAUCAACCAAGAGGCCAGAAAAGGGAUGAUGAUAUGAUAAUGUCAAAGAAAAAGUCUGAUAAUACAGAUGAAGACAAUGAAGUAUACGUUGGGAAUUUAGAUAAAUCUGCGACAGAGGAUGAUGUUAGAGAACUUUGUGAAGAAUUUAAACCCACUGAUGUAAGAGUUAGAAAAGCUCGAAAUGAUGACAAAAAAGUAUUUUCAUUUAUUACCUUUAGUGAUAACAAUAGUGCUCAGAAUUGUGUACAAAAAUUAGAUAACCUUGAACAUAAAGGUCGCAAAUUGAACUGUAGAAUUGCUGUAAAAGAUGGCGGCCAACCAAAACAAAAUAGCAGAAAAGAAGAAUCAGGUGGUAAAACAUCGUGGGGGUCUGGAGGAGGAGGAGGAGGAGGACAAAGUUCUGGAAGGAGUGUGAUAGUAGACGAUGAUGAAUCCUGGGAUAAUGAAAACAAACGCAGCAGUACCAGUAGUAGUGCCAAGCCUGCAUCUUCAUUUUCAUGGAAAUCUGCUUUGAACCAGUCAGAUGAUAGUGCCCAGAAAACAUCUUCAUUUGGACAGACUUCGUUAUUUGGACAAAAUCCAUCACAGCAAACGUCAUCUUUUGGGCAGAAGACAUCAGAACAGACUACAUCAUUUGGAGAGAAAUCACCUCAGCAAAGUUCAUCAUUUGGGCAGAAAUCACCUCAGCAAAGUUCAUCAUUUGGGCAGAAAUCACCUCAGCAAACUUCAUCAUUUGGGCAGAAUUCACCAAAACAGACUUCAACAUUUGGACAAAAUAAGUCAUCAUUUGGACAAAGUUCAAGUCAGAAUUCUUCUUCCUUUGGAAAAGAAUCAGAGACUUCAAAUGGAGAUUCAGAACCAGCUACAGUGUUUUUUGGCAAUCUUCAUUCAAGUAUUACACAGGAAGAUCUUGAAGAUCUUGUGAAAGAGUUCUCACCAUCUCAGAUAAGAUUUAAGUCUGAUGGACGUAGAGUGUUUGCUUUCGUUGUAGUCCGGUCAGAAGCAGUUUGCAAUGAGUGUAUAAAUAAAUUUAAUCAAAUGGAGUGGAAGGGGAGGAAAAUUGCUUGUAAACUUUGUACCGAAAACAAACCAGAAAAACAGAAUAAUGCAUCAGCUUCAUCAAGUGGUAGUAUGCCGUGGAAAUCUGGCGGGGAUCAAAGUUCAAAUCAAAGUAAUAGAGGUCAAAGGUUAAGUAAUAACCAAGAUGAUGUAUCAUGGGAUACCGACAAAAAUCAUAAUGAUGUAAGUGCUAAGUUAGGUAAUCUGACAAUACAAACUAGUGAAAAUACUGAUUCAUCAAGAGUAGUUUCUCCACCAAAUAGACAACAAAGGUCAGGGUUACUUCAGGCCACAUCACCUAAAAGUAGUUCCCAGCAGAGGUCACCUUCAAGUUUCCAGAAGAAGUUGCCUACAAGUUUCCAGCAGAAGUCACCAACUAGUUUCCAGCAGAAUUCACCUACAAAAUUAAAUCCGUCCAAUUUUGAACAAUUUAGUCGAAGUCCAAAGAAAGCACAGAUGCCUGAUUAUUCUGGUAUGCCAGCCCUGGAACCAGCAUUCGUUGAUGAAAUGCCUUCUUUGGAACCAAUUGAUACUGAAAUAGAGCCAGUUGAAGUAUUUGUUGCUAAUUUUCCAUAUCACGAAACGACAGAUGAUUUGUAUGAAAUGUUUGAAUCAGUAGGAGCUGUAGAUAUGCAUAUGAUGAACUCCAGCAACACAAAUAAAACAACUGCAGCAAUUGUUUACUUCCUGGAUCAAGACACAGCAGAUAAUGCCAUACUUCAAACUCAUCAAGAAAUGUACAAGGGGAGAUUACUCUGGGUACAGAUAUACGAAAGGGACCCCAAUAAAAGAAGCAAUACUACAGAAACUUUGAAUUUGAGUAUAUCUGUCAAAACAGGUGCUGGUGGGUCUAGAUGUGUCAGUUUAGAUCAAAAUUCACACAGACAAUCUCCCAGGGAAAAUAAAAACAGAGUUUCAGGUGCAGAAAGUAUGGAUUCAUUGAAGUCAUCAGCUUCACCUGGUGCAGUAGGAAAGUCGUUGAGAAAUUUAAUGGUUACAUACAAGCUAGUUAUGAACAAGUUGGGAACUCGUGUUCGAGACAUUGUGUUCAAACCAUAUGAAGAAAUCGUAGUUUUUAUCACCUCAGUAUUUGAUGAGAAAACUUUCUGGGGACAGAUUAUUAAGGAUGCUGAUGUAUCGUCAUUAGAAGAUCUGGAAAACAUAAUGGAACAGUUACAACACCCCGACAGUAGAAUAGGUUUCACAAAAGGUUUAGGGAGAUGUACUGCUAAGGUUGAUGAUGAAUGGUAUAGAUCGUGGAUAAUAGCAGACAGAAGAGAUUUUACGAUAGAAGUAUUUAAUGUAGACUACGGAACAACAGCUGUAGUUAGUAAACAAGACGCAUCACUUACUGUACCAGAAGUCUGGGAUUUACAACCUCUUGUUCGACCAUUUAGGAUUAAAGAGGGAUCACAUAAGAUGGAUAAGACUAUGGAACAGAUGUUGUUUAAAGUGAAAGUCACUGCUACAAACGCUGACGAAACCAAAAAUGAAGAAAAUUCUUCAUUGCUUGGAGAAUUGAAGGGAUUUUUAACAGAAGUAGAAGUUUUAGGCCCUGCUGAAUAGUUACAGAGACCAUCUUAAGUGGAGGAUUAAUAUGGAGGCCAGAAAAGCCCAUUAGUUUUAACUCUGAAGUUGGAUAGACCCUUAAUGAUACAGAUAAAGUUACAGAUUGAGUUUAAUAGAAGGAAGACUUUAUAGAAGUUUGUGGAUAGUGGAUGAAAUCUUGUAGAAUUAUGGAACAAUUUUUAUAAACUUUUAUAUCAUUAUUAACUAUCAGUUUAAUAGCUUUUUAAGCAUAUGGUUAUUGUUAUUGUUUUUUUUUGUUUUUUUUUAUGAAUGAGAAAUGUCAUAAAAGAAUUUUGUAUUUUUCAAUUAACCAAUCAGUUUGUUAUACUUUACAUGUUAUAUGUGACUUUGUUUAGACUUAUUGAUAAGAAUAUACAUUUAAGAAUAUAUGAGGGUUUGGAUGGGGUGUACAGUAUGAAAUAAUGAGUUAAAAGUGAGAAUAAGGCCAAGAAAAGGAGAAUAAUGGG